Mangifera indica (mango) is the source of this 2187-nucleotide messenger RNA. RefSeq names its product eukaryotic translation initiation factor 3 subunit J-like. The record is from RefSeq and is a predicted model, not a curated record. The transcript is spliced from 8 exons. Gene Ontology annotation, cellular component: eukaryotic translation initiation factor 3 complex; cytoplasm. Lineage: Eukaryota; Viridiplantae; Streptophyta; Magnoliopsida; Sapindales; Anacardiaceae. Gene Ontology annotation, molecular function: translation initiation factor activity. The coding region runs from base 1122 to 1811 and encodes 229 amino acids.
UGCAUUCUUUACAAAACAGCGUAAACUCGUAAAAGCCUUUGCUUUCAACCCUUGGCGCUCCCGUCUCUCACCGACCAUCCAGACUUUUCGAUUCUUCUUAGAAUUUUCAACUUCCCCUAUAUUUUCUAUCUUAGUUUCUUUUCGUUUCGUAUUUUAGGGUUUCGGUUCUAAAUCCCCGCAUCUGUGAUACUUGAGCUUUAAAUUCUGUGUUCACGAUGGAAGAUUGGGGUUGAAUUCAAACCCAGCUGGCUCGGGCUCAAAUCCACAUUUGUUUGAACGAGCAAAAUUUAAGUUGGAGUUCUAGCUCAAUAGCUUAGAAUGAAUUCAACUUGUUUAUUUCUCUAGUGACAGUGUUUACUCUAUCAGCAGCACUGUUUAUCCUGCUGGUAACCCUUCGGCUAACUGUGCACUAGCUCGAACUCAUUCAAGCUCAAGCUGGACAUUAAAGAUUCAAUUUGAGCUUGUGCCAGCUCUUGUUCAGGCUUAGCUCUGCUCGAAUCCACCCAUACUUGUGUUAAAUUGGUUUUCGAUUUUACUCUCAAAUGAAUAUUUAGUAAAUUGGUUAUGUGCUUUUUGGUAAAUCAUAUUAAUGGCGUAAGUCUUUCUGCUACCAAGUGCUAUUAUGUGGGACAAGAAAUCGAUCUUGUAGGUUUAACAGACUUGAAAGAUAUAAGCUAAUUGUUCCAUUAUAAUAAGGUGGUCUCAUUAGACUUUAAUUACAUGUAUGCUUGUGCUAAUCGACCUAACCUGACAGGUAAUAUUGAUACAUCUAAGUGAUGAAAUUUAUGUGUUUUAGCAUGUACGAAGUGAUUUGGCCUUAUUCGGUGGAGAUAUUUAAAUAAAUGGCAAUUUAUCUUAACACAAUAAGAUCUAGAAUAGAAGAGCUAGGAGUAGGAAAAUUUAAUUUGUACUGAACACAAUAAAAAUUAGGCUGAAGGAAUGUUUGGAGUCUAAUAGACUUAGAAAUUCCCUAUCUUAACUGGAUCAUGAUUUUUCCAAAGGUGCCAAACAUUUUUAAAGUUUAUGUAUUGGAAGAAUGCGAAAGAUGAGCAAGCUUUAUGUAAGAAGAAAACAAUUGACAGAUGGAUUAUUGGAAGGGUUUCAUUACUUGAAUCAGUGACAUGGUUGGAAAUUUUGAACUACAUAUCAUGGAAGAGGAUGAUGUAAUUCCACCUCUUCCUAAGACGGAGCUGUCUAAAAUUGCAUGGGAUGAUGAAGAUGUAGAAGAGAACGAUGUAAAAGAUUCAUGGGAAGACGACGAAGAACCUGCUCCUGCCCCUGCACCAGCUCCUCCUGCUGAGAAGGUCUCCAAAAAAGCUGACAAAAAACCAAGUGAGAAAAAUAAAAAUGUAGCUGCAGAAGCAAAGGAAGUGCCAUUGGAUCCUGUAGCAGAGAAACUUCUGCAACAAAGACUUGUGGAAGAAGCUGAUUAUCAGUCUACCACUGAACUGUUUGCAAAGAGACGUGAUGAGAAGACCCUUGAUAAUUUUAUUCCUAAAUCUGAAAGUGAUUUCUCGGAGUAUGCUGAGCUCAUUUCACAUAAACUACGCCCCUAUGAGAAAAGCUUCCAUUACAUAGGAUUACUAAAGGCGGUAAUGAGGCUGUCAAUGGCAUCUCUAAAAGCUGCUGAUGCAAAAGAGAUUUCCUCUUCAAUCUCAGCUAUUGCAAAUGAGAAACUGAAAGCCGAGAAAGAAGCCACUGCUGGCAAAAAGAAAUCAGGUGUGAAGAAGAAACAGCUUCUGGUCGAUAGACCGGAUGAUGACCUUGUUGUUGAUGCUUAUGAUGCAGGCGACGAUUAUGAUUUCAUGUGAGCAACUACAAGACCCUCACCCUCAGUCAUUUUGUGUCUUUUAAAUUAAAUUAAAUUUAUUAUAAUUUCAAGAGACAAAAGUAUCAACCAAAAAGAAAAAUUGUAUCAAAGAUUUAGGAACUUUGUUGAGUGUCCUAAGAGUUCAGAUUCUUGGAAUAGACUUUAGUGCUCGAGUUUGACAAAGAGUGGAGGAAUUUUGAGUCACUUUUUCCUGAGGCUAUUUUUACCAGUUUCCUCCAAUCCAAUGAUGUGAUACUAAAUUUAAUCACUUAAAAUCCUUAGUUGUCAUUACAAACACAUUUACAAUAUUACAAGUUUUAUGCAUUUAUAAAUAUAUUCUACCAAAUGUAUAUAGAUACGGAUGGGUUUUGACUUGA